AUGCAUCACUCACUAAUUCUUUUCAAACUGUUCGUUUUCCUAUUCGCUACUAGUGUUGCCGCGGAAGGGUUCAAAUCUUCCCGAAGUUCAACUACAGCGUUGUAUACUCCUUCCACGACCUCGACAAAAUCCAGGUCCACCAGCUGGUCAUCCUCCUCCAAGUAUAAUGUAACCACAACAACACACACAACACAAACAAACACGCAUACCUCAUCAAAAGCUGAUCUAACAUCCGUAUUACCUCAGUCCAUCUCGGAUCUCCUCUUCCCGACUGUCCUUCCUCAGCAUCCCAUUCUCCCAAAGAACAUCCCUUCUGGGAGGGGUGCUUUGCCUCAGAGCCAGACCAACGGUAAAGGUUUGUUAGGUGCUAUUGGGCAGCAAGGUGCACCCAAGUAUCCUCCUUUUGUUGGUUCGAAUCUGGGAGGUUCCGGUGGUUAUGCUGGCGUCUCUUCUGGUAGCGGUAACAGAGGUUCAAAUGGAGGUGCCGGAGGUUCGUCUGGCAGUUUUGGCCUUCCUGGCCGCCCUGGUCGACCAAACGGCCCUGGUACUGGUUCUAGCCCACCUCCAGGAGGAUUUCCUUGGGGAGGUAGAACGGUUGGUAACACAAACCCUUACAGAAGCCCACCGAAAACAGGUGUCGUUCGAAAGUAUCAAUUCGUGGUUGAACGUGCGACCUUAGCACCAGAUGGUGUCGCGACGGAUCUCAUUGUCAUCAACGGAGCAUUCCCUGGACCGACCAUUGAAGUCAAUUGGGGUGAUGAUGUUGAGGUUACUGUCAUCAACAAAAUCACUGGACCAACGGAAGGCGUAUCUAUCCACUGGCAUGGCUUGCUCCAGACUGGUACACCUUACGAGGACGGAGUCCCCGGUAUCACGCAGUGCCCUAUCGCGCCAGGUCAAACUUUCACUUACAGAUUCAAUGCCGAUCUCUAUGGCACCAGCUGGUACCAUUCUCAUUAUUCUGCACAGUACGCUGCUGGUAUCUUUGGAGCGAUGAUCAUUCAUGGGCCCACUCAAGUCGAUUAUGAUGAGGAUCUUGGCCCUGUCCUCAUCAACGACUAUUACCACCGCGAAUACUAUGAUAUUGUUGAGGACGUGAUGGGAACAGAUUUGAGCAAGAUCGUCCCCUUUUCCGAUAAUAACCUCAUCAACGGCAAAGGAACUUACGAUUGCUCAACCGACAACACCACCACCUGUACAUCCAAUGCCGGAUACUCCAAGUUUCAGUUCCAAACGGGGAAGAAAUACCGUAUGAGAUUGAUCAACGCCGGCGCCGAAGGUAUACAGAAGUUCAGUAUUGACGGCCACAACUUGACCGUGAUGGCCUAUGAUUUCGUGCCGAUCGUCCCAUACAGCACCAACAUCAUCACACUUGGUAUCGGUCAGCGUGCAGAUGUCAUAGUUGAAGCCACCGGAUCCGCCAAGGACGCAUACUGGCUCCGCUCCACGAUCAGCAACUGUUCGCUCGCCCACCAACCAAAUGCCUACGCCAUGAUCUUCUAUCAAAACGCGGAUACAAACGGUAAGCCCAACUCGAAAGCAUGGGUCGACACCACGGACAGCUGCGCCAACGAUGACCUCUCCAAGAUCGUACCAUACUUCAGCAUCACCCCGCCGGCCAAUCCAGCGAAAGAAAUCACCGUCGACAUCAACUUCGGCUUGAACGCCACGGGCCACCUGCUCUGGCUGAUGAACAACUCGACGUUCCGCACCGACUACAACGACCCGGCCUUGUACCGCGCCCACGACGCCAACUCAUCCUUUACCUACCCGGAAGAGUGGAACGUCUAUGACUUCGGCAGUGCCUCGUCCGUCCGCGUGGUCAUCAAUAACUUGACGCCCGUCGCCCACCCGAUGCACAUCCACGGCCACAACAUGUACGUCCUGGCCGAGGGUGUGGGCGAAUGGAACGGCGCGGUCGUCAGGCCCAGCAACCCGACGCGCAGAGAUGUCCAGCAGCUGCGUCCCGCGGCCUUCAAUAAGGAUGGGAGCGUCACCCCCGCUCAUAUGGUCUUCCAGAUCGACGCCGAUAAUCCAGGCAUGUGGCCUUUCCACUGCCAUAUUGCUUGGCACGUCAGUGGUGGCUUGUACAUUAAUCUUCUGGAACGUCCCGCCGAUAUCCCCAAGAUCAACAUCCCCGCCGAAGCCACCGCUCUCUGCAAGUCCUGGAACGACUACACCAGUCUAGGUCCCAUCGACCAGAUCGAUUCGGGUUUGUAA
Molecule: messenger RNA, 2220 nt
Organism: Exophiala bonariae
Lineage: Eukaryota; Fungi; Ascomycota; Eurotiomycetes; Chaetothyriales; Herpotrichiellaceae
Exons: 2
Coding region: 1-2220 (739 amino acids)
Molecular function (GO): oxidoreductase activity; copper ion binding
Source: RefSeq, a predicted model, not a curated record